AAAGAACUUAGGCACAUAAUUCACAAUUUUCUUACCCCUCCCAGUUCUGCCAUUAUCCUGGGCCUUUCCCGGUGAACAGCCUCACAGCCCUGCUCCCUGGUUCUGCCCCCUCCGCCUAGUGAUUACUCACACUGCAGGUGGGAAUCAGGAGUGAAGACCUCGAUACGUGUUAGAACUAAUCCACUAUUUUGUUUUUCCCUCUCCCUCAUUCCCACAAUGCCCUUUCUUUGGUAGUUUUAUGAAGACGUCUGGGUGAUUAGGUUUCCUAUCCCUCAAGUUGACCAGCUGAACUCUAUGCUCCUUGGGGUCCUAGACCCCUUUAAGAAUGCACACAGGUGUAUACAAAAUUCUAUAAAAAUUCCCUGGGUUUCUCAGUGUUUUUAAGCCCAUCCAUGUAAUGAGUAAGAGUUCUUGGAUCCCUCAGUAAAUCCCUUCUCUGAGUAAAUGUUUGUUGAAUUCUUCCAGGAUUUCCUUUCACUUUGUUCCAUCAGUACACUUGCAUUCUUUUCUAUCUCUUACAUUUGUGUAUCAUUGCAGAUUUGCAAAACAAUUUAACAUUUGUUAUCUCUUUGAUUCACCCAAUACUAUGAAUUUGCCAAAUGUGAAUCUUCUAAAAACUUUUUAUUAUGGAAAAUGUCAAACAUACAUGGAGAGAGAGGAAAGUAUAAGGAAUCUUAUGUACUGAUCACCUAACUUCAUCAGCUGUCCAGUGACAGCAAACUUUUCAUCUGUAUUUCUCCACUGCACCCCAGGCCCCACUGGUUACAUUGAAACAAUUCCUAAAUAUCAUAUAAUUUCAUGUGAAAUAUUUUAGUAUGUAUUCCUAAAAGAUAAGGGUGUUUUAAACAUAAUCAUAAAUUAUUUAUCACACCUAAAAUACCACUUAUUCUUCAAUAUCAUCAAAUAUCUGAUCAGUGUUCUGAUUCCCCUUAUUUCUUCCCCAUUGGCUUGUUUGAACCCACAGCUAAAAAAAGAUCCACUUACUCCAUUUAGUUACUGUAUCUCUCAGUCUUGAUUAAUCUAGGGCUUACCUCCCAUCUUCCUCCCUCCCUGCCUCUCUCUUUUUUCCUGACAGUUUAUUUCUUGAAGAAACCAGCUUUAUUUAUUUUUCUGUUCUGUCUGCAUCUCUGCCAUAUUAUUUUGCAUGCUCACCUGGAUCCCACAUUUUUUACAAAUCAGAGGCUAGAUCUGACUCAGAAUUAAGUUUUGGACAGAGUCCAUCGUGCGUGGAGUGCCACUUCCAUCGGGAGAUGCAUAGUGUCCACCUGUCCUUCUUGGUGUUUAGUUAGCAGCCUUUGAUGACUGUUUCCUGGAGCCACUGGCUAAUUACGAGUUGAAAAAUGACGUGAGUCUAAUCCUGAUACCUUGUUCAUCUAGUCGGCAUCCUCUAAAGAGCCAGGUUUGAAAUUUAAAGCUGUUUCUGUGUCAUUUUCCAGAAUGGCUUCCUUCGGAUGGAAGAGGAAGAUUGGUGAGAAGGUGUCCAAGGCCACUUCCCAGCAGUUCGAAGCUGAAGCUGCGGAUGAAAAGGACGCAGCGGAGAGCGAGGAAGGCGCUUGGCUGCAUGCCGGGAAGCGCCGGAAAGAAGUGCUCCUGGAAGGCUGCGCCGAGAGAAGCAAGCAGCUGAAGGACGAGGGCGCCAGCCUGGCUGAAGACAAACGGUACCGAGAGGCGAUUCAGAAGUGGGACGAAGCGCUGCAGCUGACCCCGAACGACGCCACGCUGUACGAGAUGAAGUCACAGGUCCUCAUGUCGCUGCACGAAAUGUUCCCGGCAGUUCACGCGGCGGAAAUGGCCGUGCAGAGGAACCCGCGGUCCUGGGAGUCGUGGCAGACUCUGGGGCGCGCGCAGCUGGGCUUGGGGGAGAUCGUCUUGGCGAUUCGAAGUUUCCAAGUCGCCCUGCACAUCUACCCGAUGAACCCCGAAGUGUGGCAAGAAGACCUUUCUUGGGCGAGGACGCUCCGCGAGCAGCAGACGGUGGCCCAGAGGAGCGAGAAGAGUGCCGCGCCGGCGGAGGCGACACACGUCUCGCCGAGGGCAAUUCCCGACUAUGACUUUGAGAGUGAUGAGAUCGUGGCCGUUUGUGCCGCUAUCGCCGAAAAACAGAAGCCCGCGUCGGCAAAUAAAACAGUGGUUAUUGUGUCGGCCUCUGGGACCGUGGAGACCGUCACGGAGCAGGAGGACGGCGCUGCGUCGCCCGAUGGCUCCGUGUUUAUCAAAGCCCGAUGAGGCCUAGCAGGGGUUGCUUGAGCCCACCUUGUCGAUGGCCACUUCAAGUUGUAGGCCUACGGGCAUCUACUCUGGAGAAACCGGGCAGAAGCGCUGUUUGUAAAGUGAGUUUUUCACAGGAGGCAGAUCAAAACGAACGGGUAGAAUUAUUAUGUAGUGUUGGGACUAUGCUGUGAUAAGUUAUGGUUUAAACUUAUUAAGACUGGAAUUCUGACUACAGUGGUUUUGGUUAAUAAACGUAAUCCAAAUGUAGACGUGAACACAUCUUAAGGACACCACUUGGACAUGAAUGCUUGCCUGGUGAAUGACUCGAUGGCCAGUGUUGCUAAAAUGCUGACUUGUUGGUGGUUAUGGUAAAAGGAAGUCGGCGAUUGGUUUCCCUCCUAAAAAUACACUGCUGUUACUAUUCAGUCUUCUAUUUUUUUUUGUUUCAUUAGAGUAACUGUGUCACAAAACUUGAAUAUUUUUGAUGUUCGUUUGGAUUCAAAGUUUUCAUUUGGUUACAUGCAGAUUCUUUGAAAGUUCAGCUGGAAAUGCAUGCAAAUGUGUACAUUCUGGGCAUUUUCUGCAGCUUCUGUUAAUUCUAAUUUAUGCUUCUUUUGACUUUGACUUCAAAAUAAUUAUAACCAUGGUUGUUGCCACACCUUCAGUAUUUGUUGGAGGUAGGAAGUACUUACUGAUAAAUGUGAGAAUGAUGUUUUUUGGGUUUUUUUUGACAAUGGUAGAUAGUCUUUACCACAGGCAAUUUACUUUUAAAAAAUACAUUUUAUUGAUUAUGCUAUUACAGUUGUCUCAAUUUUCCCCCUCUGCCCCCCUCCGCCUAGUGUCCCCACUCCUUAGUUCAUGUCCAUGUGUCAUGCGUGUAAGUUCUUUGGCCUCUCCAUUCCCUGUUCUGUUUUUAACAUCCCCCUAUUUUGUACCUUCCAAUUUGUGCUUCUUAAUCCUCGUACCUUUCCCUCCGUUUUCCCCCUUCCUCCUCCCAGUUGAUAACCCUCCAAAUGAUCUGCAGAUCUAUGAUUCUGUUUCUGUUGUGCUUGUUUGCUUGGCUUAUUCUUUUGAUUCAAUAAUGGAUAGUUGUGAAUUUAUUGCCAUUUUAAUGUUCCUCAUUUUGAUCUCCUUUUUCUUGUAUAGUAUUCCCUUUAGCAUUUUAUGUAAUAAUGGCUUGGUGAUGAUGAACUCCUUUAGCUUUACUUUAUCUGGGAAACACUUUAUGUGCCCUUCCAUUCUAAAGAAUAGCUUUGCUGGCCCUGGCUGGCGUAGCUCAGUGGAUUGAGUGCGGGCUGCAAACCAAAGCAUCGCAGGUUCGAUUCCCAGUCAGGGCACAUGCCUGGGUUGCAGGCCACAGCCCCCAGCAACCGUACAUUCAUGUUUCUCUCUCUCUCUCUCUCUCUCUCUCUCUCUCUCUUUCUCCCUCCCUUUCCUCUCUAAAAAUAAAUAAAGAAAAGAAAAGAAAAGAAUAGCUUUGCUGGGUAGAGUAAUCUGGGUUGCAGAUCCUUGCUUUCAUCACUUUGAAUACUUCUUGCCAGUCUCCUCUAGCCUGCAGAAUAUCUUUUGAGAGGUCAGCUGACCACCUUAUGGGAACUCCUUUGUAGGAAAUUGCUUUCCUCUUGCUGCUUUUAAGAUCUCUAUCUUUAACCUUUGGCAUUUUAAUUAUGAUGUGUCUUGGUGUGGUCCUCUUUGGGUCCAACUUGUUUGGGACUCUCUAUACUUCCUGGACUUGUGUGUCUAUUUCCUUCACCAAAUUAGGGAGGUUUUUCAUUAUUUUUUUUUUCAAAUAAGCUUUCAUUUUCUUGCUGUUCCUGUUCUUCUGGCACCCCUAUGAUUCAGAUGUUGGUACAUUUAAAGGUGUUCCAGAGGUUCCUAAUCCUGUCCUUGUUUUUAUGAAUUCUUUCUUCUUCCUGCUAUUAUAAUUGAAUGCUUUUUCCUUCCUUGUGUUCCAAAUUGUUGAUUUGAUUCUCCGCUUCAUCCUCUUCAUUGUUGAUUCCCUAUAGAUUUUUCUUCAUUUCACUUAAUGGAAACUUCAUUUCUGCCUGGGUCUUUUUUAUGGCAUUGAAGUGCCCAUUGAGUUCUUGGAGCAUCCUGAUAACCAGUAUUUUGAACUGUGCAUCCAGUAGGUUGCUUAUCUCCAUUUCAUUUAGAUCUUUUUCUGGAGUUUUGUUUUGUUCUUUCAUUUGGGUCAUAUUUCUUUGUCUCCUCAUUUUGGCAGCCUCCCUGUGUUUGUUUCUGUGUAUUAGGUAGAACUUCUUCUACUUCCUGUCUUAGCACACCUGUUAAACUAUGUGGGGUGGAGCCUUGGGUCAUCACUAGGUGAGGGCAACCCGUGUCACCCCUCUGUUGCUCUGUGUGGGGAGGGGCCUGCAGAGGGGACAGUGCACUGCCUGGCCUCUGGAGUUUUGUCUGGAGGAAGCUGUCCCUGCACCCGCACUUCGCUCUCUCCCCAUGUGCCACUGGUGCCCUUCUAGCUGUUGUCCUUGUCCUGAAUCCCAGAGGGGUGGGUCUGCGUGAGUCCUAAAUCCAUUGUGGGCCCUUUAAGAGGAUGCAGUUUCUUCUGCCCACACCCAAACCCCCACUGGUUUUUACAGCCAGAAGUUACGGGGACUUAUCUUCCUGGCACUGGGACCCUGGGCUGGGUGGUCUGGACUGGGGCUGGGAUCCCUCACUCCUGAGGUAUCCUUCCCAUUUUUUAAUCCACCACACAUGGAUGUGGGGCCACCCUUCCUGUUCCCACGCCUCUCUGCACCUCUCAGGGUCUCUACCCCUGCUACCAUCUGGAUGCAUGUGGCUUCUUUAAAUCCUUGGUUGUCCACAACCAAGGCUUCUUUAAACCCUUUAAAUCCACAGCCAGGUUUUCUGACAGUGCUGGGUGAUCAUCGUUUUGCAGUGUGGCUGUAGUUUCUGCUGUAGUUGUGCACAGAGACGAGACGUAUUUACCUGUGCCUCCGACUUGAUCAGAAGUUGCAAGUCAUUUUUUUGAUGUACAUUUUUUAAAAUGAAUGGCUCUUGUAGCUGCAUCAUAAAUCGUACUGCAACAUUGCUCUGGUCACAAGCAGUAUUUUCUUUAUUUUCAAAAGCUGAAAGCCCUGAUCGGUGUGGCUUAGUGGGUUGGGGCAUCAUCCUACAAACCAAAAGGCCGCUUGUUCAGUCAGGGCACAUGCCCGGGUUGCAGGCUCGGUCUCCGGUUGGGGGCGCUCGAGAGACAACAGAUGGAUGCUUCUCUUGUACAUCGAUGUUUCUCUCCCCGUCUUUCCCCCUCGCCCUCUCUCUAAAAAUAAAUAAAUAAAAUCUUUUUAAAAAAAAGCUUGAAAGCCUUGAAUAUAGCUUAUCAUUUGCUAACAACUUUCCAGCUGAUGGUUUGGGAUUCCUUUUGUAGAUAACUUGUUUGGAACUAGUCAGCAAAAGAGAAAUAAUUGUAAUUUUAAAUAGCUAAAGUAUAUCUUUCUAAAGGAAAAGUAGGGAUGUGACUGUUAGAGUUCCGGUGAGUGACUAACUUAGGCACAGCACACAUGGACACUAACAUGCGAUUUGUGGUGCGAUCCCAUGCACGGAGAAGGGCGUACUGAAGAAGCAGUUCAUUGGAACACCACAGCGAUGUCCAUCCACAAAUCAGUAUUGCCAUUGCUGAUGUGAAUGAUUAUUUUUGUAGAACACACAUUGCAGUACAGUUACGUAGAACUGCUGGGAACUGUUACUUCUGACACUCAGGGAGCUACUGUUGAUAGACACUUAAUUUAAUCUUUGUUAGAGAUGAAAGUGUGUUACUUUAUUUUAAGAAAUCUCAUCCUGUUGGAGCAUGUCAGUAAUGGUUUAUAUUUUUCUGAGAUGAUUUGUGAAAUUUUUCUUUCAGUGGAAUGUUUACCUCUUAUUUCAGAGUCAGAGAAGUCAGCACUUGCCUUGAAAAGUGUUACCUUUUCUCCAAGGUUAUACUAGAAAAUUAGCUCUGGUUGGAGAGGUUGGUUUUAGAAUGAUCCGAGAAAAAAACCAAAUAAUAAUUCUAUUUUAUUCUGUUUAGUAAGAAAUAUUCUCAAAGGGUAGAUAGUUGGGGGUCUACAGAAGUUGGUAUGUUGUUUUGAGUAAUGGGUAUUUGUUUAUUGUGUAAUUUGGGAAUAGUUUUUUAUGUAUUUUAAUGUUUUGCUUAUUUUGUGUUAUAAGCUUUUGAAAAGUUAGAUUGAUUUCUUAUGUGAAUAAAAAAUGUGAAGCACUGUGUAUAGUAUCUCACAUGUGACUCACUCAGUACGUGCCACCUUUUUCUAUGAAGAGCUCAGAUCAGUUUGGAGAUAGUGGAUAAUUUGGAGAUAUAUGAAUUUUUCCAAUUUUAAGAAAGGAAGAGAAUUUCUUUGUAAUUUUUUCCUUAUCUGAAAGUGAGAAGUCACUGCUUUCAAUGUUGCGAGCCACAGGUGGUUAUCGGUUGGGGAUUGUUCCUGGAAUGAGGUCUCAACCCCCAACACGGCCAGACCCAGGAUGCAGGGCGUGCCACCCCGGGUGCUGCGUAGAGAACCCUGUGUUUCCUCCCGAGUGACCUCGGCGGGCCGGGUUCGUCCCUUCCCCGCUCAGAUACGAGACGUAAAAUGCUUCGCACACAGCAUGGAGGAGGAGAAGAAAUAAUCAGGGAGAAGGAGGCAGCUCAUGUCUCCAGGCCCCACAAGACGCUUGGCUCACGCCCUUCCGUGCGUGAAGGGGAAGCGCGUACGGUGUUUUAUGCGGAUGCGGAUGCCGAUGCGCUGACAUUUACUGAACUGACGGACUGUGACAGCACGUUUCCUUACCUGAAAGAAAAGUAAUAGAUGUUCACGAUAGUAGUGUAAUUAAAUGUGUUUAGUAUGCUUUCUGAAACAACACUAAACAGGAAAAUUACAUGGAAUAAAGUUUGUGUGUUUCUUGGCUGAAAACUGUGUGGCCUAGAUGCUCAGUGGUCAGGACACUGCCACCCGCCCCGGGCCUGGUAAUUCGAGGAUUGUACACUAUUCUCUCUCUUUUUUUUUUAAAGGUAAGUUUUUUUUUUUUUUUAAAUCAUUGUUCAAGUACAGUUUUCUCCCUUUUACUCCCAAUCCAGCCCACCCACCCAACCCUCCCCUCUUCCCUCCCAUCACCACCCUCCCCCUAGUUUUUGUCCAUGUAUCCUUUAAAUUUGUUCCUGUGAACCCUUCCCAAUGUCCCCUUAAAUUCCCUCUUCUCUCCCCUGUGGUCACUGUCAGCCUGUCCUCCAUUCUAGUGUCUUUGGUUAUAUUUUGCUUGUUUGUUUGUUUUGUUGUUUAAGUUCCCGUUAAAGGUGAGAUCAUAUGGUAUUUGUCUUUCACUGCCUGGCUUGUUUCGCUUAGCAUGAUGCUUUCCAACUCCAUCCACACACUAUUCUCUAGACAGCGGGUUCUUAGAUUACGGACUGUUCGUCUUCAGUCUGCUAACCAAUGCUACGUGAACACUGGGAAGUCACGCGAGGCACGGAUCACAGGGCCGGAAUCUGUCGCCUCCGGGGUCUCCGCCCGACGUUUUAUGGGAGCGGUCUCGGUGUGAAGCAAUUUUACACGGAUGCUCUGUGGCUGGACCAUAAUGAAGACGAAAGAGGCGCGUCUCAGAAAGCUGGAGUGUCCUAGAUCACAGCUGAUCGGGGUGGCCUUUUUAGAUUGAAACUUACGCUGUAUGUCACGACGUCAACAGCUUGUCUCAUCGCCUUGCCGAGUGGUUGGAAAGCGGUCAUUCCUUCAGUUUCAGGCUGCCGGAAUCAGAAGGCCUUCUGAACCAACUCUGGACUUCGGUUUCAUGAUGUAAUGUAUCUAAAUGAUUUUGAGUUGAGUUGACACAAGAAUCAUAAUUUCAUAAUUGUCUUCAAAUCAAUAGCUGUAUUAAAUGUGUUUUCUUCCCGAGAGAUUAUCACACUGAUGGUAUAUUUUGUAAUCGGUGGCAUUUUGGGAUUGAGAAAGUAAUUUGUUUUUAACCAGGAUUAUAGAAAUCUGCAAAUGGUUUGCUCAUUACCAAAGUAAAUUGAGAUAUGUCAGUGUAGUCACUUGCAAUUAAAUACGCUCACGUGAAUGGAAGACAAGGGGUGGCCCUACAGCUGGUGUACCGUGAAUGUGCCUUAGUGUGUGUUGUGUGUGAUCGUCACCUGUUGCGCGUGCCGAGGUACAAGAAAGGUGGAGAACGUUGAUCUUCACUUGGUGGGGAAGAUGGUAAAGAUGGCUUCCUUCCACAGUGCUGCUUUGGACAUCCAGUAACCGAGGAAUCCUGAUCUCCCCCUUUCCUUUUCUCCCUCGUCCUCAGGAGAGGGAGUUUAGGGUAAGUCCCUGGACGUGAAAGCUCCCUUCUCCCCUUCUUUGGACGGAUGGUGCCUGUGCAGAGCCAAGCCUGACAGAUAUGCAGGCCUUGCCGGGAAGGUGCUCCGUCUGCCUCCCAGGGGCUGUGCCGGACGGCCCACGCCCUGGUGAGCAGGUCUGUCUAGUUUGGGGUUGAUGCUUAGUGGCCAUGGUUGGCACAGACCUAAGUUACAUCCUCUCACCCAGACUUCUUCAGCAAUAAAUCUGGCCUUCUUGUUCUGCAUCUGCCUGACUCCUUUUGUCCUUCACGUGGCUCAGAAAUCAGGAGGGGGCAGGGGGGCAUUACAUGACUCCCUCUAACCCCAGCGGGGUUAUAUUUCCAAGUGCAGGUUAUAUUUCCAAGUGAGGACAUUUUGUCUAAUUUCAGAUUUUUUUAAACCACGCAAAUUAUGUUGAAAAUGGGUGAUGCUGAUUACAAGGUGACAUGUGAACAUUUGUUCAAGUGUGAUUUACAUAAAGUAAAACAUCCAUUGUGAAUGUGCAGUUUGAGGAGUUUAGACAAACGUGAACACCCAUGCAAUCCGUCAUCAUUACCACCGAGAUGUAGACUAUUCCCAGCACCCAGAAGGUUCUGUUACACCCAUUUGCAGUCUUUCCCCUUCGCCCCAACAACCAGCACCUGCCUGCUUCCUGUAGCUAUAAAUUAGGUUUGACUGUUCUAGAAUUUCAAAUACAGGUAUUGUCCCCUGUGUCUGACAUUUUUGCUCAGUGUAAUGCUUUUGAAAUCUGUGUUGAGCUUGAUCCAUGUUAUUGUGCCUAUCAGUAAUAUGUUCCUUUUUUUAUUUCUGGGUAUUAUUCUGUUGUGUGGUUAUACCCCAAUUUGUACCUUUUCCUAUUGUUGAUGGACAGCUGGGUGGUUGCUGAAUAUCUGAAGCUUUGCUCAGUUAUAAAUAAAGCUGCUGUGUGUGUAUGUCA
This is a messenger RNA of Phyllostomus discolor (pale spear-nosed bat), 9446 nucleotides long. It is a transcript of the gene TTC33, whose product is annotated as tetratricopeptide repeat domain 33. The transcript has 5 exons. The coding region runs from base 1438 to 2226 and encodes 262 amino acids. The record is from RefSeq and is a predicted model, not a curated record. Gene Ontology annotation, molecular function: protein binding. NCBI's taxonomy places the organism in Eukaryota, Metazoa, Chordata, Mammalia, Chiroptera, Phyllostomidae.